AUGAGCGGAGGAGUUGAUGAUUGGGAUAAAAAGGUUGUUAUUCGUAAACGCGGGGAACAGAUCAAAGUCACCAAAGGUACCUCGGCUAUUAAUGCAGCGCGUAGAGCAGGUGCUGUUGUGGAGACAGAAAGAAAAACUACCGGUGGCACAAACAAAGGACACGUAGUUGCCGACCAUCAACGUAUAGCAAAAAUUGAUCGGGAGAAUGAAGUUGCACCCCCUCCGAAGAUUAGUCUCUCGGUAGGAAAAGCAAUCCAGCAAGCGAGACAAGCUAAAGGUCUCAAUCAAAAGGAUCUUGGUCAAAAAAUUAACGAGAAAGCUAAUAUUAUUAACGAUUAUGAGAUGGGUCGUACUAUUCCAAAUCAACAGGUUUUAUCGAAGCUUGAGCGUGUGCUUGGUAUUAAAUUACGAGGAAAGAACAGUACGUGA
Molecule: messenger RNA, 429 nt
Organism: Ambispora leptoticha
Lineage: Eukaryota; Fungi; Glomeromycota; Glomeromycetes; Archaeosporales; Ambisporaceae
Source: the annotation of a GenBank genome assembly